Messenger RNA from Hippocampus zosterae (dwarf seahorse), 2103 nucleotides. RefSeq names its product solute carrier family 6 member 11a (gene slc6a11a). Lineage: Eukaryota; Metazoa; Chordata; Actinopteri; Syngnathiformes; Syngnathidae. The transcript has 14 exons. The coding region runs from base 1 to 1857 and encodes 618 amino acids. Gene Ontology annotation, cellular component: membrane. The record is from RefSeq and is a predicted model, not a curated record. Gene Ontology annotation, biological process: sodium ion transmembrane transport.
AUGCAUCUAUUACAUAGCUCGGUUAUGAGACAGUUCCCCAUCCAGUCCAACCUAGAAAUAAGUGUCAAUUGCUCAGCAAGCGGCAUGGCCGACUCCCUUGGAAAGAUUUGCUACGUCUCUACAAAGACGUCUCCACAAAGACCUAAGGAGCGUGGCAAGUGGGCAACCAAAAGCGAGUUCAUCCUGUCAGUGGCUGGUGCAAUUAUCGGACUUGGGAAUGUUUGGAGGUUUCCUUAUUUAUGCUACAAGAACGGCGGUGGAGCAUUCUUCAUUCCAUAUGUCCUGUUUCUUGGUACCUGCGGUAUCCCUCUAUUUGUCCUGGAGACGGCUCUGGGCCAGUACACCAGUCAAGGGGGAAUCAUGUGCUGGAGGAGGAUCUGCCCCUUGUUUCAAGGCAUUGGAUACGCCGGCCAGCUCAUCCUUUUCUAUGGAUGCAUCAGCUACAUGGUCAUUUUAGCCUGGGCGUUUCUCUACUUGUUCUCUUCUUUUUCCAGAGUGAUGCCAUGGGCAACAUGUGAUAAUACAUGGAACACAGACUCUUGCGUCGUAUUGAGCAACUAUAGUGCCAAUUGGACUUCCAAUAUGAACGUAUCAUCAUCCGUUGUGGAGUUUUGGCAACGCCGCGUGCUAAACAUAUCUCCUGGCAUUGAGGUCCUGGGAAAGAUCCAAUGGGAGCUUUCUUUGUGCCUUCUUCUUGCUUGGAUCAUCUGCUACUUUUGUGUCUGGAAGGGGGUGCGAUCCACCGGGAAGGCUACCUACUUCACAGCAACCUUUCCCUUCGUCAUGUUAGUGGUGUUGUUUGUCAGAGGAAUGAGCCUUCCCGGCGCCCUGCAUGGCAUCAAGUACUACUUGUACCCCAAUCCCGCACGGCUCGCUGAUCCACAGGUUUGGAUGGAUGCUGGAACCCAGAUAUUCUAUUCCUACGCCAUAUGCUUGGGAUGUCUAACCACACUUGGGAGCUACAACAAGUACAACAACAAUUGUUACAGAGACUCCUUCUUUCUUUGCUUGCUGAAUAGCGGGACCAGCUUUGUUAGUGGCUUUGCUAUUUUCUCAGUUCUGGGCUACAUGUCCCAAAAACAAGGUGUGGACAUCACCUUGGUAGCUGAGUCAGGUCCAGGCCUUGUCUUCAUCGUGUACCCACAAGCGGUGAGCCUCCUGCCAUGGCCUCAAGUGUGGUCUGUGUGUUUUUUCACCAUGAUCAUCCUGUUGGGAAUCGACGGUCAGUUUGCUGGACUUGAAAGCAUCAUGACCUCUAUCACGGAUAUGUACCCUUCCCAGAUCCAAAAAGGAUACCGGAGAGAGCUUAUUUUAUUGUUUAUCUGUUUUUUUUCCUAUCUCUUCGGCAACCUUUUGGUGUGUCAGGCCGGCUCAUACAUUCUGCAGAUUUUUGAUCACUACGUCUGCAGUGGUCCUACUCUUCUUUUGAUGGCAGUGUUCCAGUCAGUGGUUAUUGGAUGGAUUUAUGGUGCUGAGCGCUUCAGCGACAACAUUGAGGAUAUGAUCGGAUACAAACCUCUGCCGCUGAUUAAGUACUGCUGGCUCUACGUGACACCUGUGAUAUGCAGCGGAACACUUGUGUUCUUGUUGCUGAAAUACACACCGCUCAAGUUCAACAACGCCUAUGUGUAUCCUUGGUGGGCCUAUUGGUUUGGCUGGUUCCUUGCUUUGUCUUCGCUAUUUUUGAUCCCCUUCGCCAUGAUCUGCAGAGUGGCCAAAGGAAAAGGGAGUCUCUGGCAGCGUCUGAAGACAAGUACCCAGUGUGCAGAUGAUCUCCCAAUGAUGGCGAAGGAAAUGGCGACACUCCGCAUUGCACUGAACGCACAUGAUGAUGGCAAAAACAGUAAUAUUCGGUAAAAUAGCAUUGAACGACAUUCUACAUACAUAUAUACUGUACAUACAGUAUAUAUGUACUAGAUCAGGCUGCUUACUAAAAAUUACAUGACCUAUUAGUAUCCAUUCUAUGCAGUAUUGAGUAGACAGAAAACUCAAAUUUGGAAAGUUGGUUAUUUUUUUCUUUUUUACAAAUUAGUCUAUUGAAAGUGUUCUUAUUACGCUACAGCACAGUAAAUAUCUGUCCAAUUCGCGGUUUGGCAUUCGCAG